Messenger RNA from Nerophis lumbriciformis (worm pipefish), 2616 nucleotides. The record is from RefSeq and is a predicted model, not a curated record. NCBI's taxonomy places the organism in Eukaryota, Metazoa, Chordata, Actinopteri, Syngnathiformes, Syngnathidae.
AUGGGCUGCGCACCCAGCAUCCACGUCUCGCAGAGCGGCGUCAUCUACUGCCGCGACUCGGACGAGUCCAACUCGCCGCACCAGACCACCACCACCAUCUCGCAAGGGGGCGGCGGCGGAGGAGCAGCGUUGCACGGCCUCUUUAUCAAGACCGACGCGGCCGAUGCCAUCCCGUCCGUCAUCGCCUAUCAGAGCCGACACUCGAGCUUCAACUCCCACCGGGAACGGAGGGACACCGGCGGAGGAGGAGGCGGCGCGCACGUCCUCAUCGAGGCCGAGACGCAGACCAGCGACGCCGGUGUCAAGGUUUCUUCUAAAGAACAAUGUAUUGGACCCAUGAGAGUGAGCCAGGAGGCCAUUCAGGUCUUGCUAGUGUUCGCCAAGGAGGACAGCCAGAGCGACGCGUUAUGGUGGGCGUGCGAUCGUGCCGGCUUCAGAUGCAACAUUGCCCGGACGCCCGAGUCUGCGCUCGAGUGUUUCCUGGGCAAGCACCACGAAAUCGUCAUCAUCGACGGACGCCACUCGCGCUACUUUGAGCCUGAGGUCGUGUGCCGGAUGAUCCGUGCCACGAAGCCCUCAGAAAACACUGUUAUUCUCGCCGUUGUGCCACAAAAGCCAUCAGAACAGGACGAACCUUCAGUUCUUCCACUGCUGUGUGCUGGAUUCAGCCGAAGGUUUGUGGAGAACACCAGCGUGUCGGCGUGCUAUAACGAACUGAUUCAACUUGAGCACGGAGAAGUGAGAUGCCACUUCAAACUCAGGGCUUGUAACUCGGCCUUCACGGCGCUGGAGAAGUGUCAGGAAGCCGUAGAGAUCACAAGUGAAGACCGGGUCAUACAAUAUGUGAACCCUGCAUUCGAGCGGAUGAUGGGUUACCACCAGGGAGAGCUUAUCGGCAAGGAGCUGACUGAACUCCCAAAGAGCGACAGAAACCGGGCGGACCUUUUAGAAGCUAUCAAUACCUGCAUUGAAAAAGGAAAGGAAUGGCAGGGAAUUUACUACGCCAGAAAGAAAUCCGGCGACAGCUUGCCACAACACGUGAACAUAACCCCUGUUGUCGGCCAAGGAGGGAAGAUUCGACACUUCGUAGCCAUCAAGAGACCUCAUGUCGACAACAACUGUCAGGUGCACAAAUACAAUAAGGAGGACCGAUGCAGUAUGGAACAUUCUUACCCAGAGUGCCACUCUCUACUCCACCGCGACAGGAGGAAAGACUCGAUGGAUACGAGAUCACUCAGCUCCCGCAGUAGCGACGCUGCCAGUUUACAGAACCGCAGACACUCAUCCGUCGCCAGGAUUCAUUCCAUGACAAUUGAGGCUCCCAUCACCAAGGUGAUCAACAUUAUCAAUGCUGCCCAGGAGAGCAGCCCGCUAACCGUGGCUGACGCUCUGGAGCGUGUGUUGGAGAUUCUACGGACCACUGAGCUUUACUCGCCUCAGCUGGCGUCAAAGGAUGACGACCCACACACCAACGACCUAGUCGGCGGGCUCAUGAGCGAUGGACUGCGGCGAUUAUCUGGCAACGAGUAUGUUUUUUGCAAGAACAUGAGCCAAAGUCAGCUGGCAAUCCCAGUCACGCUGAGUGAUGUGCCUCAAUCCAUCGCCGAAAUGCUCAAUGACGAGGAAUGUUGGGAGUUCAACAUCCUCGAUUUAGAGGCAGCCACACACAAGAGACCGCUGACUUACCUGGGACUGAAGAUCUUCACCAGUUUCGGUGUGUGCGACUUCCUCGACUGUUCCGAGGCGUCGUUGCGCUGCUGGCUGCAGCUUAUGGAGGUCAGCUACCACUCGUCCAACUCCUACCACAACUCCACGCACGCCGCCGACGUACUGCACGCUACCGCCUACUUCUUACGCAAGGAGAGAGUAAAGAGCAGUCUAGAUCAGCUGGACGAAGUGGCGGCGUUGAUCGCUGCCACCGUGCACGACGUGGACCACCCGGGCCGGACCAACUCCUUCUUGUGUAACGCCGGUAGCGAGCUGGCCGUCCUGUACAACGACACAGCGGUGCUGGAGAGCCACCAUGCCGCCCUUGCCUUCCAGCUCACCGCACGUGAUGGCAAAAGCAACAUCUUUAAAAACAUUGAGCGGAACCAGUUCCGAACUUUGCGGCAGGCUAUCAUCGACAUGGUGCUAGCCACGGAGAUGACGCGACAUUUUGAACACGUCAACAAGUUUGUCAACAGCGUCAACAAGCCCAUGGCAGGCAUCGAGGGCAGUGACUGUGAAGGUCAAGCAAACAUGAGGAACUCUCCAGAGAACCGCCUGUUGAUCAAGCGAAUGCUGAUCAAGUGCGCCGACGUGGCCAACCCGUGCAGGCCACUGGAGCUCUGCAUCGAGUGGGCCGGGCGUAUCUCUGAGGAGUACUUUGCUCAGACAGAUGAGGAGAAGAGGCUGGGGCUGCCUGUGGUGAUGCCUGUGUUUGACCGCAACACCUGCAGCGUGCCCAAGUCGCAGCUCUCUUUCAUAGACUACUUCAUCACCGACAUGUUUGACGCCUGGGACGCAUUUGCCAGCUUGCCAGGUUUGAUGGAGAAUCUGUCAGAGAACUACAAGUACUGGAAGACUCUGGACGACAUGAAGUGCAAGAACCUGCGCCCUCCGCCGCCGUCUUGA